AUGGCGGCGGCGGCCGAGCGGAGCCGCCUCAGCUUCCCCGGCGGCACCGGGGCCCUGGGGCGGCCCGUGCCUAUGAACCUCUUCGCCACCUGGGAGAUCGACGGCUCCAGCCCCAGCUGCGUGCCCAGGUUGUGCAGCUUGACAUUAAAGAAACUGGUAGUCUUAAAGGAAUUGGAUAAGGAGCUUAUUUCCGGGGUCAUUGCUGUCAAAAUGCAGGGCUCCAAGCGCAUCCUGCGCUCCCACGAGAUCGUGUUGCCCCCGAGUGGACACGUGGAGACAGAGCUGGCGCUGACCUUCUCUCUGCAGUACCCUCACUUCUUGAAGAGAGAAGGCAACAAGCUCCAGAUCAUGCUGCAGCGGCGCAAGCGCUACAAGAACAGAACCAUUUUAGGCUACAAGACCCUGGCUGUGGGAUGCAUCAACAUGGCUGAGGUGAUGCAGCACCCUACAGAAGGUGGCCAGGUUCUGAGCCUUUUCAGCAACAUCAAAGAGGCUCCAGUGAAGGUGGCAGAAAUCUGGAUCUUCUCCUUGUCAAGUCAGCCAAUUGACCAUGAGGACAGCACGAUGCAGGCCAGCCAGAAAAUCAAGUCUACAGACAACUAUUCCGAGGAAGAGUACGAGAGCUUCUCUUCUGAGCAGGAGGCCAGUGAUGAUGCCGUGCAGGGCCAGGAUUUGGAUGAUGAUGAGUACGAGAUGGGGAAGCCCAAGAAGCAGCGGAGAUCGAUAGUAAGAACGACGUCCAUAACCAGGCAACAAAACUUCAAACAGAAGGUUGUGGCAUUGCUGAAGAGGUUUAAAGUGUCUGAUGAGGUUCUGGAUUCAGAGCAGGACCCAGCAGAGCAUGUUCCAGAGGUGGAGGAGGAUUUGGACCUUCUGUAUGACACGCUGGAUAUAGAGAACCCCAGUGACAGCGGGCCAGAAAUGGAGGAUGAUGACAGUGUCCUGAGCACUCCAAAGCCAAAGUUAAAACCUUACUUUGAAGGACUGUCACACUCCAGCUCUCAGACAGAAAUUGGGAGCAUCCACAGCAUCAGGAGCCAGAGAGAGCCACCAAGUCCUCAGGUAGAAGUGCCUGAAAAGACAAAGAGUCUUGGAACCAAACAUGCAGGCGACAGUGUUUCUGACACUGUCCCUUAUGAGUCUAACCAGCAAGCUGAGGUCCAGGAGGCUGAGCUGCCCACUCCAGAUGUGUUUGUGGAGAAGCUCCCACCCAGUGGGAAGAUCACAAAGACAGAGUCCCUCAUCAUCCCAUCCACCAGCAGGUCUGAGGGGAAGCAGACGGGCCGGCGGGGCAGGAGCACGUCGCUGAAGGAGAGGCAGCCGGUGCGGCCGCAGAACGAGAGAGCCAACAGCCUGGACAACGAGCGCUCCCCGGACACCCGGCACCACCUGCAGAUCCCCAGGAAAACAGUGUAUGAUCAGCUGAAUCACAUCCUGGUUUCUGAUGACCAGCUGCCAGAAAACAUUAUCCUUGUCAAUACGUCUGACUGGCAAGGCCAGUACCUUUCAGAUGUCUUGCAAAAGCACACCUUGCCAGUGGUCUGCACAUGUUCCUCUGCUGAUAUUCAGGCAGCUUUCAGCACAAUUGUCUCCAGGAUACAGAGAUACUGUAACUGCAAUUCACAGCCUCCAAACCCAAUUAAAAUUGCAGUGGCAGGAGCCCAGAAUUACCUCAGUGCUGUGUUGAGGCUCUUUGUAGAGCAGCUGUCUCACAAAACCCCCGACUGGCUCGGCUACAUGAAAUUUCUGAUCAUCCCUCUAGGCUCCCAUCCAGUGGCCAAGUAUCUGGGGUCUGUAGAUUAUAGAUACAACAACUUCUUCCAAGAUCUGGCCUGGAGAGAUCUGUUCAACAAACUUGAAGCACAGACCACUGUUUCAGAUGCGCCCGACGUCGUGUCCCGGAUAACUCAGUACAUAGCAGGGGCAAACUGUGCUCACCAGCUGCCCAUUGCUGAAGCCAUGCUGACCUACAAACAGAAGAGGAAAAAGAGCUUUCAUUUUGAUUUUACCAUAAGCCCCGAUGAAGAAUCUUCGCAGAAGUUCAUUCCCUUUGUCGGGGUGGUGAAGGUUGGAAUAGUGGAACAAUCUUCUGCAACAUCAGGUGACUCUGAUGACGCAGCUCCCUCAAGUUCCGUUGUCCUCUCUUCCACCCCGCCUUCCGUGUCUCCUGCUGUGAAAGAAGCCUCCCCCACGCCCCCUUCCUCACCAUCUGUUACAGGCAGCUUCUCCUCCCCAAGCCAGGGCCUCGGUGCUGAGCUGAUGGGCCUGCAGGUGGAUUACUGGAUUGCAGCUCCACCCGUGGACAGGAAGAGAGACCCAGAGAAGAAGGACCCCUCCACCACCAAAAACACACUGAAAUGCACUUUCCGGUCCCUGCAGGUCAGCAGGCUCCCCGCCAGCGGCGAGAUCGCCACCACGCCAACCAUGUCCAUGACUGUGGUGACAAAGGAGAAGAACAAGAAAGUGAUGUUUUUGCCCAAGAAAACAAAGGACAAGGAGGUUGAGUCAAAGAGCCAGUGUAUUGAAGGAAUCAGCAGGCUGAUUUGCACAGCGAAACAUCAGCAGAACAUGCUGCGUGUCCUGAUCGACGGCGUGGAGUGGAACGACGUCAAGUUCUUUCAGCUGGCAGCACAGUGGUCCUCUCAUGUCAAGCACUUUCCCAUCUGCAUAUUUGGACACUCCAAAUCCAACUUCUAGCUGUGCUCGGCGCAGGGACCUUCUGCCCAUCCCGAGGACUGCACACCAGGAGCCAGGAACUGCGUGCCAACUCUGACUCGCGUCGCUCUGCCCUCUCCUGCAGAAUUAAUUACAGAUGUGCUUGGAUUACUUUGGAAUUACUUUUUUCUAUUAACUCUUAAGUUUACUACAAAGGAAGGAAACCCCUUUAAACAAAGGCAAAAAAAAAAACCCAACCAACCAACAAACCAGUCUUAAAUAUAGAUGUGCUGACAACGUGAAGUCGUGGGGGAGUUGGCAGGAGCAGGCAACCUGCCCAAGAACACCUACCACUUACGAGCAGAUAGCUGAGUAACUGCACUGCUUAUUAACCUGAGACCUCAUUGGUGUGAGUGGGCUGGGGGAGCCGUGGAUCAGCUCAAACAGAUUUGCAGAAGAUCGUGUGGGUUACGUGCGUUUGGCCCCCGCUCUGUAUUUCUAGGAGAAAAGGAUGGCCAGUCUUUCUUCCUGCUGCCAAAGGAUGAGAGAUCAGCGAGUCUGGAGGGAGUUCAACUGUCUGGUGUGGAAAACAAAGCCACUUGCAGAGUUAGGGAGGUCUGGAGAGGAGAUCCCCUUCGGGGCAUGAAGCCUGCCAUAGGGAGAGGCAGGUGUUGGUGCUGAAGCGAUGCCUGAGGAGGGUUGGGCAGGAAUAGGAAUUAGGGAAUCACUAAGUAUAAGGAAACUCCCGUGUCCCAGGUCUGUGACAAUGACCAAACCUGGCCAGUCUCUGUGUUCCCCAGCUGGCUGUGCUGCUGAGGGGCACCACGUCAGUGGGGUCGCUGCUAUUACAUACUCACACCGAUUAUUUACCUGUCAAUAAAACCUCGUCCAGCCUCGAAAGGGAAAGGAUUUUUUUCAACAGCUGCAGAUUUUUUUUAAUGCUUUCUAAAAAAAAUAAAAUAAAAUAAAAACAAAAAAUAACAGGAAAAAUAUUAAUUUGCCAAAAAAAACCCCACAAACCCAGGAAGCUGAGCCGUUGUCUGUGGAGUGAUGCAUCACUGUAGUGGCUGGACUGGGAGCCAGGCAGGCACUCUGUGUGUCCAGCUGCCUUCCUGCCCAUGUGUCACACUGCACACCUGGGGUGGCACAGGCUGCUCUGUCAGGUUCUGGCUGGGGUAUGGGGAGCAGGCUGUUGUUGCCGUGUGGAAGAACAGACAUCUCUGGCAUUUCAGGCUAAGGGGCUGAAAUUUCUGAUGGGCCCUUUUGGGUCCCCCCUUGUGGGCACGCCAGGCUCUGUGAGCAUUUCCAGAAGGCACUUUCUGAGGGCAGUGAUGCUUUUCAACUGUUUUCUUUUUAUUUUGUUUCCCCCUGAUCCCUUACCCUUGGGUUUCCAAAGGCGUGGGGAGCCUGCUUUGCUCUGCACGGCAGGUCCUGCUCUGCCUGGGGACCAGCUGGCUCCCAGGGCAGGUACUGGUGGUGUGCUGCUGGCAGGGAGCUUCUGAGGUGAGAGCUGCAUCUUGUGCCUGUCACAGCUUGGGCUGCUUCACCAGCUGAUGUUGUGGAACCCUU
Molecule: messenger RNA, 4224 nt
Organism: Melozone crissalis (California towhee)
Lineage: Eukaryota; Metazoa; Chordata; Aves; Passeriformes; Passerellidae
Gene: PACS2
Product: phosphofurin acidic cluster sorting protein 2
Exons: 25
Coding region: 1-2697 (898 amino acids)
Biological process (GO): protein localization to plasma membrane
Molecular function (GO): transmembrane transporter binding
Source: RefSeq, a predicted model, not a curated record